Culex quinquefasciatus (southern house mosquito) is the source of this 1057-nucleotide messenger RNA. RefSeq lists its product as uncharacterized. The transcript is spliced from 2 exons. The coding region runs from base 160 to 564 and encodes 134 amino acids. Lineage: Eukaryota; Metazoa; Arthropoda; Insecta; Diptera; Culicidae. The record is from RefSeq and is a predicted model, not a curated record.
UCCGCAAUCACACACAGUAUAAUCGCUUUUCUUCAAAGAGGUAUCUGACGUGUGUGGUGUUCCUUUUUGCAGUCAAGUCAGGUGAUUGAUAGGCGGCGGCGUCGUUUUAAUUUUCAAUUGGUCUUCUAAAGCGUUUUGGACGUGGUAGAAAGUGGAAUUAUGAAGCACCAACAGGUUAUUCCGGACUACGCCGCAAUGGUGCAAACCUCCGGCACCAUGCUUUGCCUGGUCUUUUCCGGAUGGGUUCUGUUUCGUCUAGUCCAAGCCGUCUUCUGGCUGCCGGGCUAUCUGGAGAAGACCGGCGGAAGUUUGUACCAAAAGAUGGAACCGAAGAAGCCGCUGGCACCGCAAAAAGCAGCCAGCCUGAGCAAGAAGCCCUCGUCCAAGGCAAAAGAUUCCGACGACGAGACGGAGGAUGUCAUCGAUGACGCAAUAGAGAGCAGCGACGCUGGAACGACGGCGGAAGAGGAAAAGGGAAAAGAGGAUGCGGUCGAGCAGGAAAAGGUUGACGAAGAAGAGGGCGAAGAGGAUACCCUUCCAGCCGGGAGCAAGAAGGAUAACUGAAUUUGAAACGCACGCGUGGUUUACGUUUGUAAAUUGUCUUUCUUUUUUCUUUAUUGAUUUGUUUAUUUACAGUUUAUGAUUUUUUUCUCUCUCUUGUUUAAUUCAGGCUAUGAAACUAGAUUUCACUUGGUUUUCUCUAAACACUCUCAUCAUUUUUUUGUCUGGUCUUUGAUUAUGUUUUUCGCUAAGUAAGAACAACUUGUGGUCAAUCACGAAAGUAACUAAUUCUACACUUAACGCUGAAAUACAAACUAGGCCGCUCCUACCAUCUUCAAACUAGCAAAACUUAAAAAAAGGAAAAUUUGUGACGAAAUCAAAACAGAAAAAAACGAAACAUAACGCUAAAAAAAUGCGAUUCUUGACCUCUCAUGCACUCACAGUACGUGGUCGCGGUGACUUACGAAACUAACGAAAUGUUUGUUUGUGUUGUGAUUGUGACUAAACGAAACUAAAACACAAAAUAAAAGCUAAAAUGUUGGCUAACAUUCGGAAA